CGCCAGCUGCGCUCAUGGCCGGGCGCUCUUUGCUCCCAGUUCCCUCCCAGCGCUCCCAGUAAGAGCGGCACUGGCAGGGAAAGCGCUCCCAGUUCCUGCCCGGGGCUCUCAGCAUCGCUGCCGCUGCUCUCCGUGUCAUUCCCAGCGCUCCCAGUAUCACUCGCAGCGCCGCGCGGGUCGCAGCCGCUCCCACACCUGCCCGGGCCGGGCUGGGAGCGGAGGAGGAGCGGGAGGAAGAGGAGGAGCGGGAAGAGGAGGAAGAGCAGCAGCGGGAGGAAGAGGAGAGACAGGGGAGGAGCGGCAGGAAGAGGAGUGGCGAUUUUGGAACCAGGCGCUUCUGCCGCCCGCCCGCACAGAGCGCAGCUUCCCCCGGGUGCGGCAGCAUCGCCCCCCAAAAACCCGCAGGAUCUCCCAAAGCUCAGCAGCGAGGAGGAGGAGGAGGAGGAGGCCAUGAGGACGAGGUCGAUGUCCCGGGAGCCGCAGGCAGACAAGGAGCUGAGCACGGCCAGCAGCGAGGACAAAUCCCCGCGGCACAGCCUCGGGCAAGAGGCCGUUUGCAGCGGCUCCACGGCGCAGGAAUGCAACGGGGAGGAAAAGCCCCGCAGAUCCCGCAGCAGGAGGGGCUGCAAACGCACAGCCUGGGGAUCCCAGCAGGAAACAGCCAGCCCGGGCCGGGGAGGCGGCCGGAGCUCGGAGCUGGGGCUGUGUGAGCAGCUUCAGCGUGGGGAGAAGCCCCACAAGUGCUCGCAAUGUGGGAAGAGCUACAGGUGGAGAUCAGACCUGACCAAACACCAGAGAGUCCACACGGGGGAACGGCCCAACGAGUGUGGGGAGUGUGGGAAGAGAUUCAGCCAGACUUCACAGCUGACAGUGCACCAAAGGAUCCACACUGGGGAGAGACCCUACGAGUGUGAUAAAUGCAGGAAGUGGUUUCACACCAGCUCCAGUCUCCUCAAGCACUAUCGCAUUCACAAAGAUGAGAGGCCUUAUGAAUGUCCUGACUGUGGGAAGGGCUUCAAGAUCAACUCACACCUCAUCACCCACCGGCGCACCCACACUGGGGAGAGACCCUACGAGUGUGAUAAAUGCAGGAAGAGGUUUCAGACCAGCUCCAGUCUCUUCGAGCACUAUCGAAUUCACAGGGAUGAGAGACCGUUCUCCUGCUCCAGCUGUGGGAAUGGCUUCAAGCAAAACUCUGCCCUUGCUGCCCACCGGCGCAGCCACAUUGGGGAGAGGCCCUAUGAGUGUGAUAAAUGCAGGAAGAGGUUUCAGACCAGUUCCGAUCUCAUCAGGCACUAUCGCACUCACACGGAUGAGAGGCCUUAUGAGUGUCCUGACUGCGGGAUGUGCUUCAAGCAAAACUCAACCCUUGUCACCCACCGGCGCAUCCACACUGGGGAGAGACCCUACGAAUGUCUCGAGUGUGGGAAGAGCUUCUCACUGAGCCAUAACUUGACCAGACACCAACAGAGUCUCCAGUGAGAGAAGCCCUGCGAGUGCCCCGAGUGCGGGAAGAGCUUCGUGCGCUGCUCCAGCUCCAUCCCCCAGGGCAGGAUCCGCGCUGGAUGAUCCCCAGUGACCCCCGGUGGGCAGAGCCCCGCUGAGCCCUGGUGCCGCUGAUCCGUGUUGGGAAGACACCUGGCUGGGGGCUCCACAUCCUCCUGCCUCCCAUCCCACUCCAAUUCCCAUUCCCGCUCUCCUUCCCUCUCCCUGUCCCGUAUUCUCUGCCCGGUUGUCCUUCCCAUAUUCCCAGUCCCAUAUUCCCUGUGUGUUGGGAAGGAUAAGGAUUUGACAGGAAGCUCUCACAGAUACGUACAUAAAACAUUUGCAUUUCCUAUUCCCAAUCCCAUUCUCGUAUUGUAAUUUCCAAUCCCUUUCCCAUUUUCUAAAUCCCCAUUCCAUAAUCUCUCUCCAAUUGCUAUUUCUAUAUUCCCUGUCCGGUUCCCACACUCCCAUUCCCUGUUCCUGUUUCCUUUCCCGUUUCCAUGUCCCUGUCCCCAUUCCCAGAUGUGGGACUGGGGAACACAGAAGCCUCUCUGAGUCCCUCCGUGAGAGGAAAGAAUGCAGGAACUAAAAACCUUUUGAGAAAUGAAACUACAUUAUGCCACACAGACAUGAAAUAGAGGUCUGUGCUUUCGUUUCUAAUUAGAAAUAUUAGUUUGCAUACAUACAAAGUAGAGAUAUAAAUCUUAGUCUGAAGUAAGUAACAAUAUAUUUGAAGUACCUUAAAAGUAAAAGCCUUAGAAUUUGGCUUGAAAAAUAACCUGCAGUGAGAGCUCAAGACCAGAGCUCUAGAGAGAAUAAAAAUAAAGUAAGAACUUUGCUUUUAUUCUUCAGAUGGAACAAACACCACCUGUGCACAAGUUAGAUGUAAACAUUUGUAUUACAGAACCCCAAUUGUAACAGGUUUAGGAGAAAUGCAUCAGGUUCCUGUUUUUUGAUCAUUGGGAAAUUUGUCAAUAAAAAUCUGCGCCUUGGAGCCAGAGCUGUCUCUCCCUCCUCUCUCGUCGCUCUCCCUUUCUCCCUCACCACCAUCAUCACAACUACCAGCACGGGAGAGAAGAAGAGGAAUAUGAAAGAAGAGCAGAAGAAAGGUGUAAGAUUCCAUCUAAAAACCUCUCACAUGUUCUGCCCAACGACCCUCGCCUGAGGCCUAAAGAACUGCAGUGUAAAGGUGCUGGCCAGGGAAGAGAGGAAUGCCAAGGGAAGAGAGGAAUGCCAAGGGAAGAGAAGAAUGCCAAGUGACUGUUCUCAGGUGGUGCCCAUCCCAACCAGGGCCGGUCUGCUCCCACAGGUGUGAGAACAAUGAGCUGGUCACAGUGUGCUGCUCCUACACAGGCGACUUGCUGCAGAACUGGUCACAAGGACUGUUGGUGUGCCUGGAGCUUGCCAUGGUGCACUGCUCCUGUGGGCCUGGAGCUUGCCAUGGUGCACUGAUCCCACCCAGGCCACCUGCACAGCGUCCUGUUUCCACCUACUUCUUGGAGCAACGAUCUCCACAUACAAUAGUCCAUAAGUCUCCCCAACUUUUAGCCAGUUGCCCGACACCAUGGAAAAAAAUAUAAAAGACACCCUCAAGCUAAAGACACCCGAAAUCACCCCGGACGGGAAUGGACAUCUAUUGGCUGGUUCGACGAGGAUCGUCUGCCCGUCUUGGUAGCUCUAAUCCCAACCCCUUUUCUCUCUCUCUCUCUUUUUCUCUCUGUCCCUCUAUCGCAUUUUGUUGGCACUAAAUAAAAGUGCAUGUUUUGCAAAAGUU
Molecule: messenger RNA, 3259 nt
Organism: Oenanthe melanoleuca
Lineage: Eukaryota; Metazoa; Chordata; Aves; Passeriformes; Muscicapidae
Product: zinc finger protein 239-like
Exons: 3
Coding region: 451-1482 (343 amino acids)
Biological process (GO): regulation of transcription by RNA polymerase II; central nervous system development
Cellular component (GO): nucleus
Molecular function (GO): DNA-binding transcription factor activity, RNA polymerase II-specific; RNA polymerase II cis-regulatory region sequence-specific DNA binding
Source: RefSeq, a predicted model, not a curated record